CUCAACUCCAAAUCAACAACUUCAGCCUCUACUCAUUCUGCUCAUACGAAGCAUUUUUCUUUCGCCAUGUCUAUCAAAUACGUCACACAAGGCCUUCCGGCCGCCCCAGAAAUUUCCAUCAAGACCGUUCAUAUGUCAGGUUUGCGUGUCGAUGUCUAUGGUCUUGAUGAACUUCCUCCCAAUGUCCCCGUUUCAUGCCUAUGGCUUCUGCACCCUCGUACCAGAUCUCGAGACACCAUGAAUGAUAUUGCGAGACGCACCAUAGGAGCAUGGGGCGCGCAUGCUGGUAGCAACUCCAAGCGUGGCCUCAUCGCCUUGGCAUUUGAUAUGCCCAACCACGGAACUAGAAUAGUUAGCAUAUCAGCGAACCAUCCUUGGAGUAAGGGAAAUCCGACACAUGCGCUUGACAUGUUUGCCAUGGUAAAGGGAGGCGUAUCAGAUAUGAGUGGUCUUAUGGACCUUGUUUCGGGGUAUCUUGGUCUUGAAAUUGAUGGCCAUGUGUGCCUUGGCUGGAGUCUAGGUGGACAUGGUGCCUGGCAGGCCUUCUUUGGGGAGAAGAGGAUUGAUGCGGCUGUAGUGAUUAUUGGGUGUCCUGAUUUCGCAGGACUUAUGUCUGGUCGCGCUGCUGGAUCGAAACUCGACUGCGGCGCUGAUUUUAUCGGAAGCAAAUACUUCCCCAAGGAUCUUAUCGAGAUUUGUAGCAAACACGACCCCAAGGCUAUUUGCUUCGGUACUGCGCCCAUCCCAUCUUCACUUUCCUCUGCCGAGCAGACUCGCCUGAGGGCUAUCCUGGAUGAGCGCGUUAAAGGCAAGAAGCUACUCCUCUGCUCGGGCGGCGACGAUGAGUUGGUUCCAUACGCAAACACUAAGGAAUUUUCGACGUUAUUGAAGGAAGCCGUGGGUGAAAAGGGCUGGUAUCGCGAUGGUGGCUUGGAGGUGGACGAUAGAGUAUAUGAGGGUAUUGGACAUAAGUUCAGUCCCAAGAUGGUGGAGGAUGCUGUGCAGUUCUUGGUUAAUGCCGUGGAAAAGGGGCCGAGAGGCAAGGCACAUGUUAGGGAGGGGGAGAAGAGUGUUCUGUAGAUUUGUGGUAUAGAUAUAGACACCAUAGAGAUCACCAGGGCCUAGCUUGCUCCUCGUCCAUGACUUCGCUCCCGUUUUCCAUCUUGAGGACUAGACCACCGCGAUCGCCAUCUUCACUUGAAAACACACCUUGCCAAACCCCCCAAGGGUUCCUCUUCACUCUUUUCCCAGCAAGACUCUCCCCUCGUCCAUGGGGAUCAUCCCCCCACUCCCCCAUCGCCAACGCAGCGCCCUUCAUCGCCUCUUCUUUAUCUUGAUCUUUCGAAGAUGCUGCCAUCCCGGGAGGAUCUAUACCAAUGAAUGUGACUCGGUCGAGAGGGAAGCCAAUAGCUGCGCAGUGCCCAUCGACAAGUCUCUCUUUCUUAAAACCAUGACUUACGAUGGUGAUGUGAGCUGGCCAUCUUUUGUAGUGGGAAUAGAAGAGUGUUAGGGAGAAGAGGACGUUGUGGUACGAAUCAAGCGCGCGCUCUUCUAAUAGCACUGCAUCGUUGAUGUCUUCAUCCUGUAACAGUCCCCAAUAGUUGUUCUUGGCUGCGAUGCUUUUGUAGCCAGCUGCUUCGGAAAUUCUUGACUCUUUGCGCGUCGGUC
Messenger RNA from Fusarium odoratissimum NRRL 54006, 1668 nucleotides. RefSeq lists its product as uncharacterized. NCBI's taxonomy places the organism in Eukaryota, Fungi, Ascomycota, Sordariomycetes, Hypocreales, Nectriaceae. The coding region runs from base 67 to 1080 and encodes 337 amino acids. The transcript has 2 exons. The record is from RefSeq and is a predicted model, not a curated record.